Messenger RNA from Struthio camelus australis, 2902 nucleotides. RefSeq names its product phosphatidylinositol specific phospholipase C X domain containing 1 (gene PLCXD1). Gene Ontology annotation, molecular function: phosphoric diester hydrolase activity. Gene Ontology annotation, biological process: lipid metabolic process. The record is from RefSeq and is a predicted model, not a curated record. Lineage: Eukaryota; Metazoa; Chordata; Aves; Struthioniformes; Struthionidae.
AGUGUGUGAGGUGUAAUCUUUUUACAGGAACUCAGGGGAACUGAGCGAUGUGGAAGUAUCUCUGAAGAGCUGCAGAGCUGAAAUGGAAACUAAAUCAUUUAUCGGAGUUUGGUCUCGCAGAACGCUCUUGCCGUUUCUGCUCUGUGCUGGUUUUCCCAGGCUUGGCAAGAUGCUCCUCACGUUCCUCAAUUAAGGGCUGGUGCCUACGUGAGGUGUCCUGGUCCCACAGAGGUCAGGGCAGUGACAGCAGCUCGCACCAGCUGACAACCUGCUUCCUGUAGUUUUCUGCCAGAACAUCCUAUAAAGUCUUAAGAUAGGUACUAAUGGAAGGCCCUUUGCAAACGUCCAUUCACCUGUGCCAUGAAAAUGGUCAGUGGAUGUCACAAUUACCGGAAAAUCUCUGGGAUGUUCCCCUCUAUAACUUAUCUCUUCCAGGGAGUCAUGAUACCAUGACCUACUGUUUGGAUAAAAACUCUGCUGUUAGUGACAAUGAAUCAAAACUGGUGAAUUUUUUAAAUAAAUGGAUGCCCUGCAUUGUACAUCCUAUUAUUAUGAAGUGGUCUACGACACAGGAACUGAAUGUGACAGAGCAACUUGAGGCUGGAGUUAGAUAUUUGGAUUUUAGGAUUGCCCACAAGGCUAACGAUCCAUCUAUGAAUUUGUACUUCGUGCAUAUGCUUUACACGACUGUUACGGUUCAGGAUAUUCUGUGCGAAGUCGUAAAGUGGUUGGAAACUCAUCCUCAGGAAGUUGUUAUCUUAGCCUGUAGGAAUUUUGAUGGAUUAACCAAGAAGCUUCACUGUCAUCUCAUUGCCCGCAUAAAAGAGAUUUUCCAGUGUAAACUGUGUCCCAGAAAUGUGGUGCCGACACUGCGGACCAUGUGGCAGUGUGGGUAUCAAGUGAUAAUCUCGUAUGAAGAGGAGAUCCUAGUGAAGGAGCACUGUGAACUGUGGCCUGCGAUUCCAUACUGGUGGGGAAACAAAACUGCCACUCGUGAACUAAUCCAGUAUUUAGAAUGCAUGAAGCAGAUAGGCCGUCCAGGAAGAUUCUUUGUAGCAGGGAUUAACCUUACUGAAAAUUUAGCAUAUAUUCUUGUACACCCAUUUGGAUCAUUGAAGAAAAUGACACUCCAGAAUCUUGCAUACCUGAAAAUCUGGGUAAAGCAACAGUAUCCAGGACCAAAAAAAGAAUGUAUUAACAUCAUUGCUGGGGACUUCAUAGGAAAUAAUGACUUUGUCAAAGAUGUGAUAGAACUUAACACAAAAAUUAAUCCUCCAUUAUACUGUCAUAGCAAAGGGGCUGGAGGAAAUACCAUUUCAUUCUCAGCUUCUUAAUCUUUAAAAAGACUGUCUACGUUUAGUGUUUCCUGCUUUAAAUAUCCUGGACUACAUAAAGGACCAAUUAACUUAAACUAGGGACGUUUUCAAGACUCAGUAAGGAAACUCAGUAUCAUUAGGGUUUAACAGCCUUUUCACAGAAAACUGAAGAGAGGAGGAAGACCUUGCUGAAGUUUCCAGAGAACUUCAUUAUAGGUAUAAUUUACUGGGAAGUGCUUAGUUUCUGCACAAUCGCUAAUAGUGACAGUCCCAAGAACUGAAUCCUAUUUUGAUUUAUUUUAUAUUUGAGUAAGAAAGAUAAAUAUAACCUAUAUGUAUGAAUUAUUCAGUGAUCAGACUUUAUUUUCCUUAUAACUUCAAUUAACGUCGAAGAUAUUCUGCACCUGCUCACAAGCUGCAUUUCUCAGUAUUUUAUAUCUGUGUGAAACUGACUUGUCUGUUUUCAUAGUUUUGUGUUAAAUAUAAAACAUAAACAGUUUAAAAAUAUUUUUGAUAUAUCACAGAUAGUUCAUCAGCAAUCCUAUUUGACAUGAUUUUUUUAUAUACAUCAAUACAUCAUUAGCAUCGGAGAUCCAGCAGCGGCUGUACUGUUGUGUGCUGAGUGUCACUUGUGAACUACUUCACCGAAGUCACAAUAUUCUCCUCAUUUUAUAAAAGAUGCGUAUGUUUGAAGACUACUGUUACACUUUUUAUACAUUCAUGCCAGUACUACAUACUGGAAGUAGGCCCUAGACAGUUUUGCCCACUGUUUUAUUAGGAGCUGCUAAGGACCCUUUACAUAGAAAAGAAACACACACAGAACUAGCGCCUGAUGUACACAUGGCCUGCUCUAAAAAUACAGUUUUUUGGCUUUUGUCAUGCUCACUUGGGUUUUAUAACUUUAUAACUUUAUUUACCUAUUUUAGUAGCUCUAAAGUUAUUUUUCAUCCCAAUAAAUGUUUUAGGCUUAUGCAAAAACUAAGUGUUUUAUACCGCUUGCCAUUGCACAUUAAUUCUAUUUUUCUUAUUUUUUAAAUGAACUGUGCAAUAACAGACGAUCAUGAAGGUAACAGAACCGGCAUGUAUCAAGAAUAAAAUGAAGCAGGUGCUGUAUAAAAAGCUCACUGUGCAGCUUCAUCAGUAUACCUCACUUUUUAGAUGCACUUUAUAUGCAAAAACCGAGUUCAAGUGUCUGGUAAGCUGUUCACAUUUGCAGUAGAUAUUUGCAGAAGUACGAAAUCAACUGUUACUUGACUUAAAUAAUCAAACUUACCUUAGGCUUCUCGAAAUGAAAGGCUAAGAUGCUACCUCCUCAUGCAAUUUCCCACAAUGAAAGGCUACGUGGGAGCCAAGCAAACGUUCCACUUUAAAGGCCAUCUUUCUAAAUGCUGUUUUACAGCGCUUUUUAGCCUUGUUCUCAUCUCUGUUUACUUUACGCACAGCAGUCGUUCAGUUUGACUUUUUUAAGAGUCACCACCUGCAUUGCAGUGCUAUGCUAUACAUACUUAGAAUGUAUUUCUAUAUAUCUUCUGUACCUAAAGUGUCUUGUUACUUUACCUAAUAAAGCUUGAUCUAUUUGUUCAAUA